UUAAGUUAAACUAAUGGAGUUAUUUUGCUGACUUUUAACGAGUAUUGAGACUGGUUUUGUUGGUUUGAAGCCAUUCCUGACACAGAAAGAGGCCUCACCAUGUCUAGCUCUCAUUCUCAACCAGCAAAGGACAUGUUCUCAUCAAGGGAUGAAGGCAAACCACCUAAACCUUCACGUAAGUCUCCACCGGAAUCAAGGAAGGAUUUCCAUGGUUUCCUAAAAGGCAGCAAGUCUCGUGCAGCACCAGUAAAAAAGAGUGACUUGGGUACGAAGAAGGGCAAACAAGAACUAGAUUCCUUCGGAUCAACUAAGGAUUUUCAUGGUUUCUCAAAAAGCAGCAAGUCUACUGCAGCACCAAUAAAAAAAGGUGACUUGGUUACAAAGAAGAAAAACAAAGAAGUACCUUUCUCCGAAAUUGUGGAUAGAAUGAUAGUUAGUGCCAGAAGCCAGUACCUUCCGCUAGAAGAAAGUGACUUGAAUACGACCACGAAACCAAAAGAACUAAGUGACUACCUAGAAAGCCUAUCUAGAGCUGAAAACGUAACAACCGCAAAUCGCUUGCUAUCAAGGUUUUCAGGCAAACAAUCAGGUGUCGACAUUGAAUAUUCUGCAAUCCAAGCUAAUCGCAGAAUGCGGAUCGCCGUAGAAGAACUGACUUAUCUCCGUGCAUUCUUACGUCACUUUGAUUACAACAAAAUCUCCGAUCACGAUCAGAUGGAGUUCGUAGACAAUAUAAUUCAUGAGAUUAAUGAUGCAGAAGAAGUGUUAUAUUCCUUACCCAUCAAAGCAUACAAGGAGAGACGGAAAGGAAUUGAGUAUUUGUUAGCUAAGCCUUGGGUCGCCACAGAGCUAGAGAGGAUCAUCAACAGAAUGAGGAAAAUCAGAGAGUUAAUAAAGACCAAUAUGCAGACACAAUUAGUUGUGACCGUGGAAACUCCAUGUUUGGGACGGGAAGAAGAUAACACAGUACUGGAAAUGUUUGAUUACAUCCUGAAUGGAAAUUUAAUUACACGGGAAGAUGUGAUCGAGACCGUACUAAGUUUGAGAGAGGGGUACCUUGCCGACACGUACAGUCUUAUUCUGUCCAGUUACGAUUCACCAGGAGAUUGGAGCCAGAGUGAAAGGGUGUGUUUGCUAGAGAUAGAAGACAUUUUUUUUUAUACUGCAAGUGUUGCUGAAAAAUUCAUUAAGAGAAUAGAAAGGCCUAGAAAUGUCUGGGCGGUGCUUUAUCCUUUUGAACAACAUGGUGUGGAGAUGAAUCUUAUGAAAGAGAUUGAGCAUAUCAAUAGCAAGUUUGGAGAUGCAGUUUACAGAAGGUGGACUUUCGGAGAUGGAGGAAAGCUACUGAUGGGAGACAUCACAGGAUCAAGUUCAAAACGUCUUACCUUUUUUGCUCAGUUUGUGUCUUCCUGGAGGUUUUUGAACAACAAUUUGAGCACAACUAGAAGAUAUUUAGCAGUGAUGAAAGCUUUUUUGGAUGAUAUUGAUGGCACGGUGGUGGAAGGCCUGAACCAGAGACAGAGAGUGUGGGUGGGACAAGUGAGAGAGGUGACUCGAAAGGGAUACUGCCUUGUUGAAGAGGAGAAUGGGUUUUUCUUUCUCCUUAGUAGAAUUGUAUUCGCCAAAGACAUAGAUUACUUGUUAAAUGAAAUCAUUGAUAUCUCCAAGAGAAAGGAAAUUUAUGCCAUUGCGAAUAUACAGGGUGAAAGAAGAAAAUCAUUUCCUUCUAGCCCAAGCAUUCAAGGGUCCGAAAGAGAAAUCAUGGUUGAAGUUGAACAAGAAGGCGAUAAUUCUGGCGCGGAGGAAAGUCCACUAAUUGCACAACCCAAUACCUUUUCGUAUCGGCAUAUCACAGAGCUCGAAAAAGAGUUCCAAUCAAUCAAAGGAGAAAAACAAUUGAUGAAUGCUCUGUUUGAUGAUGUACAAGAGAUUGGAUAAGAAGAACUAGACGAAAGAUCCAAAAUUUGGGUGGAGCAAAUGAAAGAAAUUGCCCCUGAAAUUGAUCUUGUCAUUGAAGAGUGCGAACGUGAAUUGAAGCAUGUGACACUGUUAAACAACAUUUUGCAAUCCAAGGCGCGGUUUCAUAUCAUAAACGAGAUAAAAAGGAUAAAGAAGAAAAUAAAAGAUGUCUGCAGAAGUAGAAAGGCAUAUAGUUUAGUUCAACCUCAAUCCCGAGCUGAGUCACUGUGCAGAAAGACACAACCAACUCUCAUUGCUAAAGAAUCCAGAAUGGUCGGGUUUGAUGAAGACGUGGAGAUUUUGAUGGCCCAGUUACUCUCGGAUGAGAAACACCGGGGCAUUUGUUCAAUAGUUGGAGCUAAAGGCACGGGCAAGACCGAACUUGCGAGGUUCAUAUCUAGAAACAAAGUUGUUCUAUCUCAUUUUGAUUGUGUCAUAUGGGUGACUCCAAGUUCUUCAGCUGAACGGCUCAAAAACAAAAUAGCCAAGAAGGCUGCUGAAUUAAUUAUGGGAGGUGAACGCGACACAUGGACAACACAAGACGUACUCACAACCUUGGCGACGAAAAGGUAUCUCAUUGUUGUUGAUGGCAUCCAAACUCUCCAUGUCCUGGAUACCUUGAGGGAGGCCAUACCGGACAGGUUAACAGCAAGCCGAUUUCUUCUUACCACUCGCAAUGCAAUUAUACUACAGAGAGCAGUUGCGGGUGCUUGAUCUAGAAGGCGUGUACAAGCCCAAGUUGCCCAAAGACAUUGCAAAACUUCUUGGAUUGAGGUAUCUUGGCCUAAGAUGGACUUAUCUAGAGUCACUUCCGUCGUCUAUAAGUAGCUUGCUGCAACUCCAGACUCUGGAUCUGAAACACACUUACAUACAAACUCUACCAAUCUCCAUCUGGAAAAUGAAACUGAGACACCUGUUCUUGAGUGAGAGUAACCGCACCAGAUUUCCACCCAAACCAAUAGGUAUCGACAUAGGUCGUUCUCUACAUGACCUCCAAACAUUGUGGGGAGUUUUUGUAGACGAAGAGACUCCUGUCAAGGGUGGUUUAGACAAAUUGGUCAACAUCACUAAAUUGGGAAUAACAUGCCAAUCACAGGUGAGUGCAGUGGCUGACUGGAUUGUGAAACUACAAUACCUCCAAUCACUUAGGCUAAAAUCAAGAGAUAAACAAGGUCGACCCUCGCAAAUACACUUGGAGUUUUUGAAACAUCACACUAAUCUCACCGACUUGUAUUUGCUGGGAAACUUGAACACUCCGUUGAAUCAGCUCUUCCUUCCUCCAACGCUUGUUGUGCUUACCUUAUCACAUUCGAAACUAGUGAAUGAUCCCAUGCAAAUUUUGAAAGAUGCGCCGAAUCUUCGCUCGUUGUCUUUACUUGCGGAAUCCUACCUGGGACGAACUAUUGUUUGCACGUCUGAAAGCUUUUCUCAACUUCGUGUCUUGAGAGUUUGGAAGUUGGAGCAAUUAGAGGAAUGGAAAAUAGAGCAGAAAGCACUUCCCUCUCUGAGAGAACUGGAGAUCCGAUUAUGUCGGCGCAUGAAAGUGCUUCCUGAUGGAUUAAAUCAUGUUAACAGUCUUCUUGAGUUGAAGUUGACAAACAUGUCAAUGGAAAUUAAAACUGAAAAGCACAACAUUCCGUGGAACUGUAAAGUCCACAGAGAUGAUUCCGUCCAAUAUGAGGAGCAGUUUGUCUACACUGGUUGAUUGAAGGCUGCAAGAAUUUGCGCUGACGCAUGUUCAGAGAGAGUUGGUGGAAGAAAAUUCAAGUUGUUUACAGUGAUGUACUACGAUGAAAAACAACGAAUAGCGUUUGUAAAUUGUAAGUACAAAUAAAGAAUACAAAAUUAUCUAGUAGAUAGUGUUUAAUAUUAGUGUUAAGACUACUUAAAUGCUAAGAUCACAUGUAAUUAGAUUGGAGAGCAAGAAUUUGACACGACACUCUUUUUUUUUUAUUAUUUGACAUUAUCCUUCUCUAUCAUUCA
This is a messenger RNA of Vigna unguiculata (cowpea), 3942 nucleotides long. Its product is annotated as toMV resistance protein Tm-2(2)-like. The record is from RefSeq and is a predicted model, not a curated record. Lineage: Eukaryota; Viridiplantae; Streptophyta; Magnoliopsida; Fabales; Fabaceae.